Suncus etruscus (white-toothed pygmy shrew) is the source of this 1070-nucleotide messenger RNA. It is a transcript of the gene RAD51D, whose product is annotated as RAD51 paralog D. Gene Ontology annotation, cellular component: replication fork; Rad51B-Rad51C-Rad51D-XRCC2 complex; centrosome. Gene Ontology annotation, biological process: DNA strand invasion; double-strand break repair via homologous recombination; telomere maintenance. The record is from RefSeq and is a predicted model, not a curated record. Gene Ontology annotation, molecular function: ATP hydrolysis activity; single-stranded DNA binding; four-way junction DNA binding. Bases 51 to 1025 code for a protein of 324 amino acids. The transcript is spliced from 10 exons. NCBI's taxonomy places the organism in Eukaryota, Metazoa, Chordata, Mammalia, Eulipotyphla, Soricidae.
CCCGGCCAGGCCGGGCCGCUUCCCGCGCACCCAGGGCCUUUGCCUUCAACAUGGGGGUGCUUCGGGCCGGACUGUGCCCGGGCCUCACGCAGGACAUGGUGGAGUUGCUGAGGAGCCACAGAAUCAAGACAGUGGUGGACCUGGUUUCUGCAGACUUAGAGGAGGUAGCCCAGAAAUGUUGCUUAUCCUAUAAGGCCCUGGUCGCCCUAAGGCGGGUGCUGCUGGCUCAGUUCUCAGCCUUCCCCUUCAAUGGUGCUGACCUGUAUGAGGAACUGAAGACCUCCAUGGCCAUCCUGUCCACCGGCCUCGGAAGCCUGGACAGACUACUUGAUGCUGGUCUCUAUACUGGGGAAGUGACUGAAAUCGUAGGAGGCCCAGGCAGUGGAAAAACCCAGGUCUGUCUCUGUGUGGCUGCAAAUGUGGCCCACAGCUUGCAACAGAGUGUUCUUUACGUGGAUUCCAAUGGUGGCCUGACAGCCUGCCGUCUCCUUGAGCUGCUUCAGGCCCUGACUUCAGAUGAGGAGGAACAGGCAGCAGCACUGCAGAGGAUCCAGGUAGCACGGGCCUUUGACAUCUUCCACCUGUUUGGCAUACUGCAGGACCUUCGAGGGGCUGUGAGCCAGCAGGUGAGUGAUUCCUCAGGGAUGGUGAAGGUGGUCAUCGUAGACUCAGUGGCCGCAGUUGCAUCACCCCUUUUGGGUGGCCAGCAGAGGGAAGGCUUGGCCUUGAUAAUGCAACUGGCUCAAGAACUGAAGAUCCUGGCCUGGGACCUUGGCUUGGCAGUAGUGGUGACUAACCACGUGACCAGAGACAGGGACACUGGGAAGCUCAAACCUGCUCUGGGACGUUCCUGGAGUUUUGUGCCCAAUACCCGGAUUUUCCUGGACGUGGGCGGUGAAGGGGCAGGAGCAGCUGGUGGUCAGCGCACAGCAUGUCUGACCAAGUCCUCUCGACUGCCCACAGGAUGCCGAGAGGUGGUGGACUUCGAGAGCUGGGGGACAGAAGAGCGGAGCCCAACGCUAUAGGGGGAGGCCCGACUAUGUUGUGUAGAGGGAAAGCUGAGGCCUGGA